This is a messenger RNA of Ectocarpus sp. CCAP 1310/34, 2389 nucleotides long. Lineage: Eukaryota; Phaeophyceae; Ectocarpales; Ectocarpaceae. The record is from the annotation of a GenBank genome assembly.
UUGGCAACGAAGCUGUGUGAAUAGUUUUAGUCUUCAUAGGAUGGUUAUUUCUCAGGGCCAUGGUGGCGACAAGAACAGCAGGGCCCCGGAGCGCCCUGCCCAGAGGCAGCAGCGGAGAGUAGGCGGCCGCUCGCCUGGGCACUUCCACCGACGCCAAUCGAAACAAUCAACAGGGUUUGGGAUAGGGAUGACAAUGGCGCCAACAGCAAGCACAAUGUCAGGCCUGUCCACGCCAAGCCGGCAUCAAACACCGGGCCGGCAAUCCACAGGCUCCGGAUCGGUGUCAGGUCGCUCUAGGUCGGGCAGCAUCGGGGGAUCCAGCAGCAGCCACGGCGGCGGCGGCGGCGGCGGCGGCGGCGGCGGUUCACACGAGGAGGGAGGAGUGAGGGUGGUAGUACGGGUGCGACCGCUAGGCGAGGAGGAAGAUGCAAAGGGGGGCGAAAGGACCAUGAGGUGUUGCAACCCAAAGGCGCUUGAGUUCACGAGUACACCGGCACUUGCAGCUUCUGCCCCCGCGGCGGCGACGGCGGCGGGUGGCGGGGCGGGCAGUGGAAGCGAAGGGGCAGGAGGGGGAGGGGUGGUAGGAGAGGGGAGCCGCCAGUAUACCUUCGAUCUGUGUGCUCACGAAGGCUUCAACCAGGAAGAGAUGUUCCAAUCCUGUGGACUCAUGCCGCUACUGAGCGCGGCUAUCAACGGAUAUGCAGGAACAGUCUUCGCGUACGGGGCGACAGGUGCAGGCAAGACCUACACUAUGUCGGGCCGCGAGCAGGUUCUCGGACCCAGCCGGGGCCCCGGCGGUCGCGUUCGACCCGGAAAUAAUCGGGGAAAGGCUCCACCGCCUGCCGCCCCCGGCCGCGCCGCUCCCGCCGCCGGCGUUAGCGACGGAACCGAGGGCCUGGUUCCGAGAUCGAUGCGGUUCCUUUUCCAGCAGGUGUCUGCGCUGCCGCCCGCGGUGACGAUGAGAAUACGCGCGUCCUUCUACGAGAUCUACAACGAGGUCGUGUACGACCUCCUCACCAAGGGCGAUCGCCGCCCCCUUCAGGUGCGAUACGACGUGAGGCGUGGGUUCUUCGUCCAGGGACUGUUCGAGGUGGAGAUACGCGGGCUCCACGACAUCAUGGCCGUGGUGGACGAGGGCAACGGCAACCGCCGGGUGUCCUCACACCUCCUCAACAAGGACUCCAGCCGGAGCCACUCGCUCCUGACCGUGUACCUCGACAGCGAGCGGAAGGACCCAGAGGACGGGCACCUGGUCAAGCAGUUCGGGAAUAAUCGCGUGUCGUUCGUGGACCUGGCCGGGAGCGAGCGGCUUAAGAAGUCCAAGGCCACCAACGAGAAGGAGACGGGGGCGAUCAACAAGUCGCUCAUGACCCUGGGGAAGGUCAUCUCCGCCCUCUCGAAGCGGAGCGCGAUGGCGGCGGCCGCGCCGGCGCACACGUCGGUCUUGUUGGAGGCCGCCGCCGCCGCCGCCGGCAUGGCCGGCGUCAUCGACAACCUGACUCUCCCGGCGACCGCAACCGCCGCCGACAGCGGCGCAAACAGCAGGGGCGCCUCGGCCGCGAACAAGAGCGGCGGCGGUGGCACCGGAGCGGGCACGUCGGCGGUCGUGGUGGACCAAUCGGCGCCGGCGGGGGUCUCGGACAUCUGGGUCCCGUACCGCGACUCAACGCUGACCAAGCUCCUGAUGGACAGCCUCGGCGGCAACGGGCUCACGCUCAUGGUCGCGUGCGUGUCCCCAUCUGUGAGGCACGCCGAGGAAUCCGCGGCCACGCUGAACUACGCGGCGCGCGCGAGGAACAUCCGGAACCGGCCGCUGGUCCGGGUGGACGCCAGGGAGAGGCUCAUCAACGGCUUGCGCCGGGAGGUUAACCUGCUCCGCGAAGAGAACGAGCUGCUGAGGAGAAACCAACUCCAGCGACAGCAGCAGCAGCGGCAGCUGCAGCAGCAGGACGAGCCGUUGCUUGGACUGUAUUCCGGGGGGGCAGGCGAGACGCUUGGAGUGUUCUCUGGUGACAACGGCGGCGGCGGAGGUGGCGGGCUGUUCGCGCCAGAUGCUUUUUCACAAAACGGUUUAGAGCUGGCGGCAGAGGGAGGAAGCCUUGACGGAGGCGGCGGGGGCGGGGGAGCGGCGGUCCCUGAGGAUAGAAGCCUGGCACAGAAGCAAGAGCCAGCGACUGCACAGAUCGGUCAGGCCAGUCGGGACGUGGCCCUUCUCCUACGAAAGUACGAGGAGGAGUGCCACCGUCUCAGAAACGAGGCGGCCUACGCGCAGCACAAGGAGCAGGAGAUCGGCAAGCAGACCCGCCAGGCGCUGGUGGAGAACGACGCGCUUUCGCGCACGGUCGAACGGUUGCAAAGAAGCUUCAGCGGCGCUGGAAAGGCAAGCUAG